AUGAUGGACAACAAUCAAGGUUGCAAGAUUACUCUCUAUUGGCUCGAGCAAUCUCGCAGUCACCGGAUCCUUUGGCUUCUGGAAGAACUGCAGUUGAAAUAUGAGCUUAAGACCUUUAAGCGCCGCGCCGACAAGCUUGCCCCAGCUGAGCUGAAGGAGAUCCACCCACUGGGCAAGUCGCCUCUGAUCACCAUCCAGGCACCGGGCGCCGCAAAACCGCUAGUACUGGCAGAGUCUGGUGCGAUCGUGGAAUAUCUCUGUGACCACUUUAGUAGCGCGCGACCGACGCUAGUACCACAACGGUAUACCCCCGGCAGCGAAGGCAAAGUGGGCGGAGAGACCGAGGAAUGGAUGCGCUAUCGCUACUUCAUGCACUAUGUGGAGGGUAGUCUGAUGCCUUUCCUGGUGAUGACUCUGGUCAACGACUCCAUUCGGAACGCCCCUCCAUUCUUUGUUCGGCCGAUCACCAACAUGGUUGCCACGCAAGUGGAGAAUCAGUUCCUGACCCGCAACGUUGAGAGUAACCUCGCCUUCAUUGAGGAACAGCUCCGCACAGCCCCCGACGGUGGCGAGUUCAUUUGUGGCAAGGAGCUGACAGCUGCCGAUAUCAUGCUGAGUUUCCCAGUCAUUGCUGUUACCAUGCGAUCCCUGAAGGAGGAGAAGAACAAGGAUAAAUAUCCUCUUCUUGUCGCGUAUGCUAACCGCCUCGAGAGAAACGAGGGGUACCAGCGUGCUACGAAGAAGGUUGAGGAGAUUGAGGGAAAGUUUUCAGCCUCCAUGUAA
This is a messenger RNA of Penicillium robsamsonii, 783 nucleotides long. Its product is annotated as glutathione S-transferase. Lineage: Eukaryota; Fungi; Ascomycota; Eurotiomycetes; Eurotiales; Aspergillaceae. The coding region runs from base 1 to 783 and encodes 260 amino acids. The transcript is spliced from 3 exons. The record is from RefSeq and is a predicted model, not a curated record.